GAAACGCAAAAGAUUAAAAUUAUACCAACUCACUUUAAUUUAUGACUCAGUAGUAACUUCUUCCUUAUAAAUACAAAUUGUCCACAACUUCUCUGAGUUCCACUUCCAAGGAAACUCACAAACACACUUCAUGCCUUUGAAUGUCGCUUAUAAAGAUAUUAUAAAGGGAUAAUGAGAAUCAGCUGUAAUGGGUGUAGAGUCCUACGCAAGGGUUGCAACCAAGAUUGCACCAUAAGACCAUGUCUUCAAUGGAUCAAAUCCGCAGACUCCCAAGCCAAUGCCACACUCUUCCUUGCCAAGUUCUAUGGUCGAGCCGGUCUCCUUAACCUCAUCGAAUCUGGUCCUGACCAUCUUCGUCCCGCAAUAUUUAGGUCACUUUUGUACGAAGCGUGUGGACGGAUCGUGAACCCUGUGGAUGGUUCUGUGGGUCUGAUGUGGUCUGGAAACUGGGCCCAGUGCCAAGCAGCCGUUGAUGCCAUUCUCAACGGCUUACCCAUCACUCACACGCCUCUCCCCAGUGCAUCCUCGUCGCACCAGAUCAUUCCUCCUCACAGGACAUACGACAUACGCCACGUGGCGAAAGAUCCAACAACAGGAGGCGACAGUUCGGAGAGUCUGGCCCUUGCCCCACGUGUUAACGGUAACAAGGCGAAGACACAAACUGGCCGGUUAAAACGCCUAGCAGAGACCGUGGACUACCAACUAGGUGAAUGUAGUCACGACACGUGGCAGCUCCAGUGUUCUGGUGCAACGCAUGGCUAUGGUCAGUUGGCGUUGAAGAACGUGGCGAAUCGAAGGGAAGAUCCAUUAAACCAAAGCUCGAAUCUUGGGUGUGAUGAUCAAGUCGAUACCAACGAGGUUGGCUUAGAGCUCAGACUUGGUUAGAAGCUAAAAGGACAAAAAAAUGAGAGCAUAAUUAUUAUCGUAACUGUCGUUUUCAUUAAUAGUUUCACUUUCUGCUUACAAUGGGAAAAGUUCAAGAGACGCAAAUGAAACUUGAGCUACUCUGGCUUGUAUGUAUUUUAAUUUGAUAUUAAUGUAAAAUCAAUAUGUGAUA
This is a messenger RNA of Brassica napus (rape), 1057 nucleotides long. Its product is annotated as LOB domain-containing protein 42. The record is from RefSeq and is a predicted model, not a curated record. NCBI's taxonomy places the organism in Eukaryota, Viridiplantae, Streptophyta, Magnoliopsida, Brassicales, Brassicaceae. Gene Ontology annotation, biological process: regulation of gene expression. Bases 172 to 885 code for a protein of 237 amino acids. The transcript is spliced from 2 exons.